Messenger RNA from Beta vulgaris subsp. vulgaris (sugar beet), 2066 nucleotides. RefSeq lists its product as uncharacterized. The transcript is spliced from 3 exons. The record is from RefSeq and is a predicted model, not a curated record. Lineage: Eukaryota; Viridiplantae; Streptophyta; Magnoliopsida; Caryophyllales; Amaranthaceae. Bases 725 to 1687 code for a protein of 320 amino acids.
UAAUCUUAGACUCGGUUAGCCAAUUUAUAAUCUCUCACCACUCAUUCCUUUCUCAUCGCCCCUAUUCACCAUCGAUUUUUCCCCCAUUUUAUUUUCACAAACCCUAAAACACAAACACCCUCGCACAGCCGAGUCCCCAAUUUUAUCGUAUUUCUUCAUCACUCGCUUCACAAUCAAUUCCCACUUUCCUCAAAUCGAAAAAUCAACCUUUUUAUCCGUUAUCUGAUUGUUUCUUAAAAUCGAUAACACAAACCCUAACUUUCGAUUCUCUUAUCCUGAUUGUUUUUCAUCGCUAUUUCCGGGGAUUGUCGAUUUUCAAGGGAGUUUUUUUUUUUCUUAAUCCUGUUCUUUUGUAAAUCAAUUUAAAUCUUUCUAAUUGAAAUACCCUUUUUUCUUCCCUUUUAAGUGAAAGAAUUUUGAUCUGUUUUUACGAAAUUUGAAGUUUAGAAUUUCUGUUUGUUUGGUGGUUUUGUUGGUGUUCUUGUAUAAUAGUAUUCGGGUUUUCUUUAUUUGGAAAGAUUCAACUUGUUGUAGAUCUUCAACUUUGAAACAAUACCCAGAAUUUCAUCUAAUCUCACAGAGAUAAAAAAUCCCCUUUACAUCUAAACUUAAUUUCCACACUCCUAAUAAAACUGUUGAACAAUUGUUCCUUUUUAUUUGGAGGAUUGAAUUAGCUUAAAAAUAGUUGUGGGUAUAAUCCUGAAGAGAGAGAGAAACAAGAAACAUGGUGGGUGGAGGAAGCAGGAAGAACGAAGGGUCAAUUACUAUCAACAACUCGAAUGUUUUCGCCGCACUCGAUACGCUUAAGAAGAAGAAGAACAAGGAUAAGAGCAAGAGUAGCAGCAGUAAGAGCUCUUCUAAGGCUGCUUUGAAGGAGCAGGAAGAUCCUCAAGUUUUCUGGCAACCCGCCCCGUUGAACGCCAAGUCAUGGGCGGAUGUGGAGGACGAAGAUGAUGAUGAUUUCUACACCACCACAGCUCCACUGCCGUCUAUUUGGGGCGCUCCGGCUUCGCAGCCGAACGACGAGGCUAGUGCCCUUGCAGAGGAGAGUGAAAGUGAAGAUGAUAUGCUUGAUUUAGGUGAUGAAGAGGUUGAUGAAGAGCAUGAACAUGAAUCAGAUGCUCCUGUACACUCAGAGCCAGUGGUUACUAAAGCUCCUGAAGUGCCUGCUCCACCAAAAGAAACCGAGAGGCAGCUUUCAAAGAAGGAACGGAAGAAGAAGGAGCUUGAGGAGCUAGAAGCUCUUCUUGCUGAUUUUGGACUUCAGAGCAGCAAUGGUCAAGAUGCUGCACAAGAGAAGAAAACAGAUGAACAAAAGGUAGAAGGUGCUUUAGAGAAUGGAGAGAAGAAGGAUAGUGGCGCUCCAGAGUCUAAAAGUGCAAAGAAAAAGAAAAAGAAGGACAAAACAUCCAAGGAAACAAAGGAAGCUCAAGAUCAGCCUAACAGCUCGGAGGCCACAGUUCAACCAAAUGAAUCAGUUGGAGCUGACCAGACAGAAGAGGAUGCAACUUCUCUCGAUGUCAAAGAGCGCCUAAAGAAGGUGGCUGCUUUAAAGAAGAAGAAAUCAAGUAAAGAAAUGGUUACUCCGGCAAAAGCAGCUGCAUCAGAGGCUGCUGCAAGGAGUGCGAGGCUUGCUGCUGCCAAGAAGAAAGAGAAGAACCAUUACAACCAGCAACCUGUGCGGUAAACAAUGAAUGUUUGUUUUUUUGUACACAGAUCAAAGUGUUCCCUUUUGGUCGUUCAUUGCUGGUGCACAAAUAAACUCUGGGGGAUCUGCUCUACUUUUGGAUAGAUGUUCUUUUGCUUUGGACCGCCUUGUUUAUGUAGUCAGGAAAUUUUCUCCAUUUUUGGCUUCUGAGUUCUGAGGUCUUUACUAUUGCGUAGUUAUAAUGUGAUACUACCAUUUUGGAACAGUUUCUUAUCGAAAAUCUUCUGUUAAAUGUUACUUGAAUCUGGUUGAGCAGAUGCGGGUAAUGUGUACAUUGUGUCCUUGUGGAUGAGAUUGAUACUUUCAGAAGCCAAUUUUUGUGAAUUAAUUUGACCUGAUCAAUAGUUCUCAUCUGUAA